AUGAAAUUGAUAAUCCUCCUCUGUUUGGUUGGAGUUGUGCUCUGUAACAUCAACUCCUAUAGCCGAGAACUUGAUCAACUUAUGGGCACGUUGAGAACCGGAGAGGAACAGCAAAACUUGUUGAUGUUCAGAAGAUGGAUGGAGAAGUAAGUGUGUUGAGGAAUGGAGAAUCGACUAAACAAGCGAUGGAAAAAAUAUCUCAAAUGAUAUUCGAGAUCGAGUGGGGCAUUCCUGGUCUACCUAGGACCUUUGAAGGACAGUACUGCGCCAAAAAUCUUUUUUAUACAUCUUGCAAGAUUAUAAGCAUAUACCUUUAAGGAUUUUCUUUUAUGGGUUCAUUUUAUUUUAGAUUCCGGCGACAAUACCGCGACAUGUCGCAAUUCCAGUACCGUUUUGGGUGUUUUGUGUCGACUCUGAAUUAUUUGCGGGGAAUUAGAGGAGGUCUGGAGAGAAAUCACGUCAAUGCCCUUGGAGAUCUCUGCCAAAAUGAGGUAAACUUUCAAAUUGCACUUGAAAAUUGACUUUAUAUUUUUAAAUUUUUAGCUCCAAGGAAGACGCCCAUACAAUUAA
This is a messenger RNA of Bursaphelenchus xylophilus (pine wood nematode), 570 nucleotides long. The record is from the annotation of a GenBank genome assembly. Lineage: Eukaryota; Metazoa; Nematoda; Chromadorea; Rhabditida; Aphelenchoididae.